AGGGCAGAGCAGCAGCUGAGAGGGCCUGAGCCUGAGGACAGAGGGGUGGUCUCUGGCUUAGUCACAGCUGGUGUGCAUGGGGUUUGGAGAGGAGAAGGCUGGGGAAAGCAUGUGUGACGGGGGAUAAGAGACCAGGGAGGAGGCCUUCUGGAUGGGAAUGGAGUCACAUUCUGUCAAAUGAUGAGGGAGAACCCUCCCACCCUCACCCUAAUGAGCUGUUUCUGCCUCCUUCCCAGGUCCAAAUCAGUCCAGCUGACAAGGAUGGAAUAUGCCAUGAAAUCUCUCAGACUUCUCAACCCCAAGACCCUCUCCAGGUAUGUGGCUGUGAGUACCUCGGUGAUGACCCAGCAGCUGCUGUCAGAGCCCGGCCCGGAGGCCCCCAGAGCCCGGCCCUACAGAGUAAGCAAUGCCGACAGGAGCCUGCGGAAAGGCAUCAUGGCGCACAGCCUCGAGGACCUCCUCCACAAGGUCCGAGACACUCUGAUGCUGGCAGACAAGCCCUUCUACCUGGUGCUAGAGGAAGAUGGCACAACUGUAGAGACAGAAGAGUAUUUCCAGGCCCUGGCAGAGGACACAGUGUUCAUGGUGCUCCAGAAGGGGCAGAAAUGGCAGUUCCCAUCAGAGCAGCGGGCUAGGUACCAACUCUUCCUCUCCCAUAAGCCUGCCAAGAAGAUCGAUGUGGCUUGUGUGACCUUCGACUUGUACAAGACGAACCCUCAAGACUUUAUUGGCUGCCUGAGCAUGAAGGCGACUCUCUAUGGCACAUACUCUGUUUCCUACGAUCUGCACUGCUAUGGGGCCAAGCGCAUCAUGAAGGAAGCUCUUCGCUGGGCCCUCUUUGGCAUGCAGGCCACGGGCCACUUAUUGCUUGGCACCUCCUGUUACAUGCAGCAGCUCCUGGAUGCCACAGAGGAAGGGCAGAACCCCAAGGCAAGGCCUUGUCCCUCAUUUCGCCCUGUCUGAAGAUACUGCAAUGAAGACUCAAGUCCUUGGAGGCCUUCCCCUGCCAAGAGCUAUACAGGGGACCCUAUUCUCAGCCUCAGAGCCCAUAAGCCUAACAGCUAGCUACAGAGCUUCUUAACUCCCUACACCUUCCUCAGCUCACAGGACAUGAAUGAGA
Messenger RNA from Loxodonta africana (African savanna elephant), 1120 nucleotides. RefSeq names its product cell death inducing DFFA like effector c (gene CIDEC). The coding region runs from base 178 to 963 and encodes 261 amino acids. The record is from RefSeq and is a predicted model, not a curated record. Gene Ontology annotation, biological process: apoptotic process; regulation of apoptotic process. The transcript has 5 exons. NCBI's taxonomy places the organism in Eukaryota, Metazoa, Chordata, Mammalia, Proboscidea, Elephantidae.